AUGCUGGAGUGGUGGCACAAUGGGGAUGAAGCACGGGGAGGGCGCUUGGCGUUUAUCGGAACGGAACAGCGGCUUCCCGAAGAUCUUCGAGAGCUAGAGUUGAUCGAUUUCUUGCGUUUCGCCCUCCCAACUAACCGCAUGAGACGUUUCAGAAUCUUGAGGGCAUUCAACCGAGCUCGUCAGCCUCACACCCCACUCCUACCAUUCCUUUUACAAACCCGGUUCCACAGCAAAUUCCCAGAAAUGGUCGAUACAGAGCCAAAUGUCGCAUCUACGGCAUCUCUACCUAGUUGCCAAACACCACAAGUUCCCACAGAGUCAUCCACUGCCGAGAAGCCGCUUCCCAAGCUCUCUACCGCUGAAUUCCAUGCAUAUAAUCAUAUGGCUGAACACAUGGAUUAUUUCCACAACCACUUCCGCGAAACAUGGAAUCUACUGUAUACGGCAUGUGAAACCCAAAAACGACCUAAAGGGAUGAGCAUUCGACAAUUCCUGGGUGUUGGCCAAGAGUUCGUGCGACACUUGACCACGCACCAUACCAUCGAAGAGCGGCAUAUUUUCCCAAUACUUGCGAGGAAGAUGCCGGCCUUCCAAAAAGAGUUGGAAUUGCUUACUCAGCAUAAGCAGAUUCACAAGGGCCUGGACAAGUUAGAAGAGUAUUUGGAAGGGUGUCGAAGUGGCGAGAGAGAAUUGAGGAUGAGGGAGCUGAAGGACAUUUUGGAUGGCUUUGGCAAGGUGCUGUGGCAACAUCUAGAUGACGAGGUGGCACAGUUGGGGGCAGAGAACAUGAGAAAGUACUGGACUAUUGAGGAGAUGAGACGUAUGCCGAUGUAG
Molecule: messenger RNA, 834 nt
Organism: Lindgomyces ingoldianus
Lineage: Eukaryota; Fungi; Ascomycota; Dothideomycetes; Pleosporales; Lindgomycetaceae
Exons: 3
Coding region: 1-834 (277 amino acids)
Source: RefSeq, a predicted model, not a curated record